GCGAGUGGCUUCAACAUCGCCAAUGCGUGGUCGCGUUUUGAAUCGAAUUUAUAGAGGGAGAGAGCCAGAGUGAUCGACGGUAUCAUUGUGUUAGAAGGAGAUAGUGCCGGUGCGAAGUGACCUUGAGAGUGAAGCGACGCUCCGCUUCAAGAAUAACAACCACACCCUACAGCAAGUGUUUGAAACAAUGUUUCUGCUGCUUCUUCUAACACUGAUCGUGCUCGCCGGAUCAUGGAUUUUGGUAACGGUCUUACGCAAUCGAGCCACCGUAGCCCGAUUGCAGAAACUGUUUCCAAAGUUUGUGUGUGUUCCUUCGGUUCCCAUUCUUGGAUCAGCGUACCUCUUCAAAGACCCAACUGCUGCCGGUAUCUUCAAAACCUUCGUCGGAUUGCAUCAGGCCUACGGGCGCAAUCUGAUCACGCAGGGUCUCUUCAAUGACCCGUCGUUCCAGAUUAGCGAUCCAGCAGUCAUCGAGCAGGUGAUGCAGGCGAAAACGAUCGAGAAGACGAUCAUAUACGAUUUCAUGAUGCCUUGGCUAGGGUCGGGAUUGGUGGUAUCAACCGGUGCAAAAUGGACCCAACGUCGAAAGGUCAUUACGCCGACUUUUCAUUUCAAGAUUCUGGAGGACUUUCUCAUCAUCAUGAAUCACCAGACAGACGUGUUGAUCGAGAAGCUAAAGGCACACGUUGGUGGACCAGAUUUCGAUAUUUACGAGCACGUCACAUACUGCGCACUGGAUAUCAUUUCCGAGUCUGCCAUGGGUGUAAAGUUGAACGCGCAGCAUAAUCCACACACGGAGUAUGUCGAAGCAGUUAAAGAAAUUUCAGAUAUCAUUUUCAAGCGUCUGUUCUCUCUUGGGCGAGAGUACAAGUGGGUGUUCCGGUUCCAGAAAGCAUCGCGUCGGCAGGACGAGCUGGUGAAGGUCGUGCACGACUUUGCACACCGCGUGAUCAGCGAGCGCAAGAACCAGCUGCAAGACGAACGCGAGCGUCAACUGACGGACCAGAAGCUCGAGGAAAUAGACGUCUAUGGCAAAAGACGAAUGACGCUACUCGAUCUGCUGUUGAACGUAACUAUCGAUGGCAAACCGUUGUCUGAUAGUGACAUCCGCGAGGAGGUGGAUACGUUCAUGUUUGCUGGACACGAUACGACGACCUCGUGCAUCAGCUUCGCUUGCUACCAUCUCUCCCGUAAUCCAGCGAUCCAGCAGAAGGUGUACGAGGAAAUUCAGGAAAUAGUUGGUCCCGAUGCGGCCCGGAUCGAGCUUACCAACAGUACGCUCCAGGACUUACGCUAUCUGGAUCUGGUUAUCAAGGAGACGUUGCGCAUAAACCCAUCGGUACCGAUUUUCGGUCGCCGAUCGGCCGGUGAUAUGACCAUCGAUGGUGUCCCGGUGCCAAAGGGUAUGGAAUUUGGCGUUCUAAUCUAUGCGCUCCACAAUGAUCCGGAGUUGUAUCCGGAACCAGAGCGUUUCGAUCCGGAGAGAUUCAGUGAGGAGGCACAGGCUGCCCGCCCCCCAUACAGCUACAUCCCUUUUAGUGUUGGUGCACGUAACUGUAUCGGUCAGCGGUAUGCCAUGCUCGAGAUAAAAACCAUGCUGGUGAAGGUGCUGGCCAACUUUAGACUACUACCAUGCGAGGACCAGAACCGGCUUCUUAUCAAAACCGAUAUGACGCUGAAACCGGUCAAUGGUGCGUUCGUGAAGAUUGUAAACCGUCACUAAACCGUCUAGUAGAAGUACUUAACGUUCCAAUUGUAUGAGCCAAAACCAAUCCACAUCUCUCCUAUGUCGUGUAUCUGCGGUUUCGUGGCGAUAAGGAACACUGCCUCAUGUUAGUUCUACAUACACUGUUCAAUUAAUUCAUGGUCUCUGUUAACAGUUACAUGAAUAAAUA
Messenger RNA from Anopheles darlingi, 1895 nucleotides. RefSeq names its product cytochrome P450 4d2-like. Bases 188 to 1723 code for a protein of 511 amino acids. The record is from RefSeq and is a predicted model, not a curated record. Lineage: Eukaryota; Metazoa; Arthropoda; Insecta; Diptera; Culicidae. Gene Ontology annotation, molecular function: iron ion binding; monooxygenase activity; heme binding. The transcript is spliced from 2 exons.